AUGCCGCUGGUCGUCGCGCGCAUCUUCUUCAAGGAGCUGCGCAUCGACAUGCACGCGCUCACGGCCGCAAAGAUCCUGCUGGGCGGGCUCGGAGCAGGUGUCCUUCGGCACCACCAGCAAGAACUGAACCAACAAUGCCAGCGUAGCGUGGUGCUUAUCAACACCCCUGAAUGUUUCCCCAUCGGAGACGGCAGCGACGCGGUGGAGUACCACAAGCAGCAGAACGGCAACGCCUCCCAGGACAUGGUGGGCAACGAGUUGGCCGUGGCCAGCGAUGCUGUGGAACACCACAAGCGAUCAACAUUUGACGAGAUGGUGUCGGCUAGCUCCUUGAACUACACGGCCAAGGUCUUGGUGGGCAACGCCUUGUACGUGGCAUUCCAUUUUGCGGAUUACCACAAUCAGCUGAACGGCAAGGCCUCCGAGGACAUGGUGGGCACUGAAUCGGUCGUGGCCAGCGACAUGGUGAAGUACCCCAAGCAGCACGCCAAUCUGGAGUACCACACGCAACAGGCCAAGACCUUGAACGGCAACGCCUCACAAGGCAUGGUGGGCACUGCGUCGGUUGUGGCCAGAGCCUAUGUGGAGCCCCGUAAGUUUGUGGAGUACCAGGAGCUGCAGGUUACGGAGGCAUUCGAAAACCAAUCCAACAUUGACAACGGCGUCGUAAUGGCACUCGGCGUGGCGAGGGCCUCUGGGCAUUCCGCCAAUGCGGCCAGCGACUCUGUGGAGUCCCACAAGCAGCAAAACCUCAACGGCAACGCCUCGCAGCUCACGGAGGGCACCGCUCGGUGUGUCGACAGGAAGGUUACGGAGGUGUCCGAGUACCAAGCCGACGACGUGGGUAGCAUUGUCGUCACG
This is a messenger RNA of Prorocentrum cordatum, 861 nucleotides long. The record is from the annotation of a GenBank genome assembly. Lineage: Eukaryota; Dinophyceae; Prorocentrales; Prorocentraceae.